Messenger RNA from Pomacea canaliculata, 2241 nucleotides. RefSeq lists its product as uncharacterized. The transcript is spliced from 14 exons. Lineage: Eukaryota; Metazoa; Mollusca; Gastropoda; Architaenioglossa; Ampullariidae. The coding region runs from base 182 to 1639 and encodes 485 amino acids. The record is from RefSeq and is a predicted model, not a curated record.
UUUCCCGACAGUUAUAAAAGCGAGGCCUCGUCAUCCAGUCGGGUCACACGCCUUGUGUUUGAUACACGGAGCUCCUUCUUCUCUUGGCUCACAUACUGGAAGCAGCAGGUGCGCAGGUGGGCAGGUGGGCAGGCAGGUGCAAACCACGACUGCUGUUGAAAACACGAGGGAGGCUUUGACGAUGUCCAAGAUGCCCCCACCACCACGACCACCACCGCGGGGCGCUGCACGGAACUCACACAAGCAGGGGCAGCAACCCUCUCCUACCUUCAACAAUGCUGCAGUGUCGGGGAACCUGCAAAAGCCGACCUCAGACACAACUCUAAGCUCAGAAAUGGAAGAGGCACAGCUGAGGUCAGAAGGUCAUGAUCAUACAGAAGACAGUGAAGGCAGUUCGAGUCCAGAAGAGCCGGAAACUCAGCAGGAGGACAGGAAGGAAGAGACCACUCAACUACCGAAGGGUAAAGGCCUUUACAGCAUCGGCAACAGCCUAAAGAACCAAGUGUCAAAGGCCAAGCUGGGAGGCAAGAAGCAGAAACAUGAUCAGGAGAUGACGAAGGCUGAAAGCGGGAAGACAGACGAGAGAGAACAGCACAAAGAAGAGGAAAGGAAGGACUAUGUCAUUGACCCCACAGUGGCGAGCCCAGCUCUGUCUGUUGCUAACGAGGUGGACAAAGCCAAGGUGGACAUCAGCGUCGGAGCGGUGAACAUCGAGGCAGGUGACAGGGCAACGAUCCUUAAGGAAGGCGGCGACAUGGAGAUCGCUAAUAAGGCUAAGGAGGCGGAGGUAAAGAUCGAGAUUGAUGACGUCACUAUGAAGCUUGGCGAUGACGUCACUGUUCACACCGCAGGUGGCGGGCUGCGUCUGGACGCCCUGGGCAGCACAACAGUGGAUGUCAAGGCCGGGGCUCAGACCAUCAAGAUGGAGGACAAGGCCAAGCUGACAGUUCAUGGCAUGGACGUGGCAGGGGAGGUGACCAGCGCUAGUAUCCAGAAGGGCGCAGUGGAUAUUCAGAUGGGAGCAGAGGCCGAGAUUGUGAUUAAAGGACCGCUACCGACUGACCUUCACGAGGUAAAGGACGAGGAAGAUGAUGAAGACACUUUGACGAUUCGUGCAAAAGACAGGCAGCGACUUGUUCUGGAAGCUGGAGAAGAAGGCAAUGACGAGGAGGAGAGAACUCUGGGACACGAGAUUAUCACCAGAGGGCGCCAGGCGUAUAAAGUCCUUCACGAAGAACGACUGAUCUACUGGAAGGGGUUGAGCCGGUGCCAGAACCGACAGUGCGAGAGCAAGAGACUUCGCAUGGAGCUUGGCAACGACAUCACCAUCAUCGACACACGAGGGCGGCACGACCUUCAGGCGUGUGUGUGCGUCUGUCUCGCGUGCAAGAAAGAAAUGCUUCCAAGGGAGGAAACCUAUCUUAAACAAGGGUUGUGGCCCGUGGAGCGAGGUCGCUAUUUAAUUGACGUGGAGCUCUUUCGUUUCUACGAGAGUCUGCGAGACUGCUGCAAGGAACUGUCACCUCAAACCUUCGUGGCUGCCCUGGGCCACCUGUCGGAGAAAUAUGGCAGGAGCAAGGAGCUCAAUGAGACUAUUUUUCUCAACGCAUUUUUCGAGUGGAAGAAGACACAGCAGUGACGGGGCAGUUCAUGCGUGUCGUCCAGUGACGUCAUCUGGUGGCGACACCUUGUGACCAUUACCUGUAUCUACCUGCUUGUCAACAAUUACAUUAUGAGAUACUAUUGUUGUUUGUCUGUAGACUAUGGGAUACUGUUGUUGUUGUUGGUCUGUAGACUAUGGGAUACUGUUGUUGUUGUUGGUCUGUAGACUAUGGGAAACUGUUGUCGCUGGUUUCUCCCAGGCUCAACAUGUUGUUAAGUAUCCGGGUGGAUCUUCGGGUUCCAGUCUGCGAGUACCACUGGGAAGCACUCCUAAGCUAUUGCUGAUCUGGUCUUGUCUAUCGUCUACCGGAAUUUAAAAUAUUUUUCCCGUCAUUGUCUUGGGGAUCAAAUUUUUGAAGUGUCAACCUGAGCAUCGAUAGUGUUGUCCUGGCAGACAGGUAAAUAAAAAUCUGUGUUUGAGGUUACAGGUGAGAGACUCUAACCAUAUCCAUGCGGGCAGUAGGACACAUUAACAUGUCAUGUCAGUCAUUUGUUAACAUCUGUCAUCAGGUUUCAUGACCAUGUUGCCAUCUCUGAUAUCAAGCGCAAUAAACUCUGGUUUAUAACUCUUUACUCUCA